This is a messenger RNA of Giardia duodenalis, 4125 nucleotides long. Its product is annotated as Coiled-coil protein. The coding region runs from base 1 to 4125 and encodes 1374 amino acids. NCBI's taxonomy places the organism in Eukaryota, Fornicata, Diplomonadida, Hexamitidae. The transcript has a single exon. Gene Ontology annotation, molecular function: protein binding. The record is from RefSeq and is a predicted model, not a curated record.
AUGUCCGUUAAGGCAAGUGCAGACUGGUUUGAAUGCGCCCUGGCGGGCAACGCAGCGUCUAUCCGGAAUGCGAAGAAGAAGUGGAAAGGCUCCAAGGAUAAUGACGGUAACACGGCUCUCAUGCUUGUCUCCAAGUUGGAAGACAACUCUGUGUUCGAUCUUCUCAUCUACGAGGAGGCCGGUAAUAUGAACAACGAGGGUCACAGCGCGCUUUCCAUAGCUGUCUUAGCCCGCCGGAUGGAUAAGGUCGAACGUCUGGCUACUCUUGAGGGGAGCAUGAUACUUGGGCGUGGUUGCACGGCUCUUAUCUACGCCGCUUCUGUUCAGGACGCCGACGUUGUCCCGUUGCUUGCUCCGUACUCCAUCAUCGAUCAGCGAAACGAUGAGGGGUAUUCCGCACUCGAUAUUGCUGUGAUGAACAAUGAUCUUGCCUUCGUGACAUCCCUUAUCGGCGCCGCGCGUGUGGACCUGGAUACCCUCGACAUGGCGCUCCGCUAUAGCCUCACCCCAGAUAGUGUCAGGGUCAACCAGGUGUUGAUGGAUUAUAGAGCUACAACCUAUCCAAACUCGGACCCUUUUGAUCCAGAUGCACGACCCACUAGCCACCAAGCACCUUCGACUACUAUUACGAGCCUUAAUCAUCAGGGGACAAUCGAUCCUAAGAGCACUGAUGUCGUCCCUUCUGAAGAUUCAAUGCAGUCACGAAGCGAGAAGCAGAAAAGUGGCAGAUUUUCUCGUGCUGGUUCAAAACAGUCUUCUGUUCGCAGAACACCAAAGCUUGACAACGCGUCCUUCAGCAAUUCUGCGCUUGUCCAGAGCGUGGCUCGUAUAGGGACUCCAGGGCCAGAGGAGGCGUCAUCGGUGUACGGGCACCCGCUAAGCAAUAGAUCUUUUGAAUCUAGCACGAACUAUGCAGAUCAGACGGCGUCCAGGCUGACCAACGGUAGUGUAAGAUUGCAGGACAUGGGUGAUCCUGAGUAUGCCGUUUCACGCUUCGGGGAUACGGUGCGCUCUACUUCUCUUAUGGGGGAGCCGUCUCAAUCGGCUGCUGAUCUUAAGCCUCAGAAGGGCGGUAGAGCUUCCCGUGCCGGCUCGAAGCAGUCUUCUGUCCGCAGGACACCAAAGCUUGAGACGGCAUCGUUUAGUAACUCGACUCUCGUUCAGAGCGUGGCUCGCAUAGAGACUCCUGCCCCGGAAGACAUGAUGCCGGCAGGCAGGCAAGUGGCUGCUGGUAGUUCCGCAGCCUAUGGUGAGACUUACGCUAUGAGCAUGGAGGCUCCCGUUGACGGAUACGUCGAUUCGGAGUUGCAGUACAGCGUGACACCCAACGAAAUUCUUACGAAUGUGGGGUCCUCUCAGGGCGGUGGUCAGGGCUUUACUAACUCAGCAGUGCUUUCUCGACUACGCACCCCAACCAGCUCUGUCAUUGCGGACAACGGAACUCAGGGCCUCGGCAUUGCGCCUACGCGGGCACUGAAAAGCGCCUCUCAACCAUUGAAUGCAUAUUCUGCAGGAUCGUUUAGCCAAGCGGGCUGCCAUGGUUCGGUCCUCUCCACCCGAUCUAUCACGGAGUCUAUGCCUGUUCAGUCACGCCGAGCGCUCCCGGAGAGUGCAAGUGUGACGCAGCUUCAGGAGCUAGUCCGCGAGAAGCAGGCCAUAAUCGAUGAUCUUCAAAACCAGAACAUGAAACUGAAUAAGGAACUCGUCGAGGUGAAGCGUAGUCUGCACAAGGCGGAGCUCGUUUCUGGUUCGGCUUCGCAGGGACACUGGGCUACGCAGUCGUCCAUCGACAAGACAAACCUUGUUAUUGCUGACAUGCAGGAGCAGGCCCGCGAGAUGAAGACCGAGGCUAUCCGCGCCAAGAAUUUCUUCGAGCGCGAGCGUGAGCGCCUCAAUGGUGACAUUAGCGAGAAAACAAAGCGCAUCGCUGUCCUUGAAAACACCAACAGGAAUAUGGAGACAUCGUGUGAGAGACUUCGAGCCGCCAACAAGGACCUCAUUGAGCAGCUUACCAAGAAGAAGACAGACGAUAACAUCACCGAGAUGGUGGUGGCACAGAAGGACGCAGAGAUAGGCGAGCUUCGUGACCGUAUUAAGGAGCUCGAGAGUGACGUCGUCCGACUGACCCAGAAGGUCUCUUCCCACACCUCCGUGGCUGGAAGGUCUCGCAGCGGAGAUGAGACGACCGUCUCUCAGCUUACCAAUGAUUCUAAUCUUCGCGGCUAUCCUGCGCAGGCUGGCAAUUCAACCAAGUUAAGUGCCGGGCCAGACGAGGCUGGUGCCUCCGAGGCAAGCCUCCAGGACGUUGUCAGGCAGCUUACAACUAUGAACAAUUCUAAGGACAUAAUUAUUUCUGAGCUCCGCGGUGAGCUAGCGAACCUUCGUGAUAUCAGCAGGCACAGCCAGCAAGACCAUGGGGCGAGCCGUUCAAAAGCAGACGACAUGGAGAUGUACGACGUUAAGAUGGCGCUUGCUGACCUCCAGGCGCGUCAUGACGCUCUUUCUGAGGAUAACUCCAAGACGCUCGAGAAGCUAAGGGUUCGUACACGCGAGCUCCAAGGCCUCGUGGAGGAGGUGGAGGGCGAGAUACCUGCUGGAAAUCUAGGAACGCAAACAGAUAUAUCACGCAUGAAGGCCAUAGUAAAGGUCAAGAACCGCGAGAUUGCCGAGUUGAAGGAAAGCGCACUCAACACUGCAUCGAGGCAUGCUGCGACCUGCAAGGCGAUUAAUGCAGAGAACGAACGUCUCAACGCUGCUCUUCGGCGCAAGGAGAACGAGCUUGCUAAGGUCCAUUCCGAGCUCUCGACGGCCCGCGAUUUCCAAGACCACGUUGAAGGUGUGCGCAGCGAGAAUACCCAGCUCAUGAAGGAAAUGAAACGUAUGCGAAGUGAGCUUGAGAAGCAAGCAAAUAUCCACCCAGAGCUGGCAAAGUAUGAGAGCUUGGUCAAAACUCUUGGGGAGGAGAAUGAUACGAUGCGCCGCGUCUUGAAAAAGAGGAAGGAGCAGAUUGAAUAUCUGAAGAACGGAGGAGACCCGUCUCUUUUGCACACAGUGGGAACUGGGUCCAAGUUGUCUGGUACAAAUACGCCCAUCAGCAAGACACAGACGCUUAACAGCACGAGCCCCCAUUCGGAUAUCAUAAAUCGCGAUGCCAAGGGGAACGAUGUCCUGCUUGUUAAGAAGUUAACCGAGGAGGUUAGAUCAUAUGGUGACAAGGUCACCGAACUGAGCCGCAUGAUAGCUCUCAAGGACGCUGAAAUUUCUCUACUUCGCAAGCAAACGACCGACGGAGCGACGUACAAAGACCUCCUCUGUCUGCUCAACGAAAAGAUGAAGCGCGUGGACCAGCUUAAUGCAGACGUCGAGCAACGGGACAGAGAAAUAUCCAAAUUGGUUACCAUCAAUCGCACAGGAACUGCCAAGCCUAAAGGCCUGACCGCGAGUAUUCACAAGAGCGCUGCUAUCAGUCGUUUCUACAGCCACGAUGAGGUAAAGGAUCUAUUGAAGCAGCUUUCUGACAAGGAAGCUGAGAUCGCGCUUCUGAAAUCCGAGAACAUGAAUAACAGCUAUGAAAAGAUCCAUAACCUGGGAGACAAGUUCACUGUGGUGAAGAUAGAGAAUCUGGAGGACAAGGUUGCUGUCUUGAACGCACACUUGGCAGACCGCGAAGGUACGAUUGAGCGUCUCCAGGCCCAGCUACAGGAUGCCGAAUUAGCCCUCCAGAGCCACAGAGCUAACCUCGGGCUUAUCGGUAUUGGGGGGCUGAUGGCUUCGGGGAGCUACACGUCCCACAGAGACCGCGCUUCGGCCUCUCCAAGCACAGUUAUGUCGCCGGAUCUUGCCUACAGCAAGUCUCUAGAGGCCAGCAACGCUUCUCUGCAACAAAAGCUUGCAGACAGUAAGUUGAAGAUAGCAGAUGCACAGCAGGAAUUGGAGUGGGCCCAGAUGCGCAUGGACUCUAUGCACAGCGAUCUACAGAAGUACAAGAGCAGAUCUGGUGCUGCAAACACUCCGACAGCUGAGGGGCGCACUCCACAACAGCACAGCACGCCCCUCUCUAUGACCGGCCAGCGUCCCGUCCUUGAGCCGAAAAACCACACGCCUGUGUACAGCAGAGGAAAGUGA